Molecule: messenger RNA, 1059 nt
Organism: Purpureocillium lilacinum
Lineage: Eukaryota; Fungi; Ascomycota; Sordariomycetes; Hypocreales; Ophiocordycipitaceae
Biological process (GO): chromatin organization
Cellular component (GO): nucleus
Source: RefSeq, a predicted model, not a curated record
AUGUCCGACAACGCCGGCUCGCGGUUCGCGCCGCAGAACAAGUCCACCCACGAGCGGCUCUCGACGAACACGGUCGGACUCGUCGCCCUGUCCGACUUCCGCAAGCGACGCGCCGAGGUCCUCGAGCAACAAGAGCGCGAGGCGCGAGAGGCUGCCUACUCUGGCACCUCGACUCCCGAUCGCUCGCACACGGCGACCCCCGACAACGCAGGCAGCGACUCGGCAAGCGGCUCUGGCGUGGCCCCUGUCAAGAAGAAGAAGAAGAAGCUGCCGGGGAAGAAGCUACUGUCCUUUGACGACGAAGAGGGCGACGACGAGGACAGCUCCGCGGCCGAGAAGAAUGGCAGUGUCAAGUCCAAGUUCAAGGCCAACGCGUCCGUAGGCAUCGUCCCGAAAGCUACGACAAAGUCCGCGCUACGAAGAGAAGCUGCCGAGCGAGAAACACUGCGCCGCGAGUUUGUGCAGGUGCAAGAGGCUGUCAAGGCAACCGAGAUUGCCAUCCCGUUCGUCUUCUACGACGGCGCCAAUACGCCAGGCGGCAUGGUGCGCAUGAAGAAGGGCGACUUUGUUUGGGUAUUUCUCGACAAGAGCCGCAAGGUCGGCGCUGAGCUUGGUGUUGGCGAUCAGAGCACGUCGCGCAAAUCAUGGGCACGAGUUGGCGUGGAUGACCUGAUGCUCGUGCGCGACACGGUCAUUAUUCCUCAUCAUUAUGACUUUUAUUUUUUCGUCAUGAACAAGAGCAUCGGCCCGGGCGGCCAUCGUCUCUUCGACUACCGCAACGAGGCGCCCCCACGCCCUGAAACUCCCAACGCCAGAACCGACAGCGCGGAUGCGGAUCGGCUGUUGACCAAGGCAUCCAAGGCGCCGCUGCCCGAUAUCAAUACGCUCGAGGGCGCAACGGACGACCCGACGGUGACCAAGGUUGUAGACCGGAGGUGGUACGAGAAGAACAAGCACAUAUACCCGGCCAGCACGUGGCAGGAGUUCGACCCGGAGAAGGACUACACCAAUGAGGUCCGCAAGGACACGGGCGGCAACACCUUCUUCUAUGCGAAGUGA